Scatophagus argus is the source of this 5708-nucleotide messenger RNA. RefSeq names its product solute carrier family 8 member 3 (gene slc8a3). The record is from RefSeq and is a predicted model, not a curated record. Lineage: Eukaryota; Metazoa; Chordata; Actinopteri; Scatophagidae. Gene Ontology annotation, molecular function: calcium:sodium antiporter activity. Gene Ontology annotation, biological process: sodium ion transmembrane transport; cell communication; calcium ion import across plasma membrane. Bases 936 to 3695 code for a protein of 919 amino acids. The transcript has 7 exons. Gene Ontology annotation, cellular component: axon; postsynapse; sarcolemma.
AACCCUGCACGCCGCCAGUGAUGAACACCAAGACACUGGCUUUCUAGUUUAAAUGCGUGCCAGAUCACGGAAACCAGAUCCAUCUCCAGAUCCGCGUAGCUGCAAAUGCGCUCGAAGACUGACGCGAGCUGUGUGCGAUCCGUCACUCCGGAGCGCUCCGGUCCUCUCACCUCCCUAUCUGCUCCCAUUGCUCACCAUCAUUGUGCAGAUUUGAUCCAUUGCAACGGGCUGAAAUGGAUUCGUGAUACCGUCUAAUGGGUGUGCCAUUAAAAUAAUUGGCGUCUGUCAGCGCCGAGCAGCGGGUACCGGUUUUUACAGCCUGUCGACACCGUCCUGCUGCUGAUUGGACGGAACACCUGGAUUUAAUAUAUGAGUCUUUGGCUCCUGCUUUUGUGUUUUGGGCUUGACACGGUUUGGAGUUGAUUUUCUCGAGGUCAGUAACGAGCAUCUCGGCUGUUAGUUUCGGAGAGGAGACUGUGCUGGCUCGUGUGUUCUCUGCGCAUCUUUGCACGCACCCCGUGAAGUUCUCGUGCAGGCCUUUAGGUGCUCCGGCAGGGAUUCCCCCUCAGGUAGCACUGACAUCGCAACAGUGAGCGAAACGGCCCUGCGUUGAUUAAUCAGCAACAGCUGAGGCUCGCCGUGCGUCUGCUGAGUCCGUGUUUACGUGCAGCUCAAAUAGCCUCCUCAAACCAGACCCUCUUCCCAAAAUAGGGGAAGGGAAGGAGAUCUGCGCGCGGAGCAGCCGCUCUCACCUCUCAGCCGUAACGCUGUCUGCAUCGGGAGGGCGGACACGAAGAUGCACAAAAAUCCAACAUGAAUGCCGGCUCGUUUGCUCUUUAACAUCAGUCGUGGUGGGUGGAGAAAAAGCACAGCCUAGUGCUGGAUCCCAGAGGGACUGUCAGUGUGGUAAGGACCCUUGAGACGAAGGAGGGUGCAUGGAGGGUUCAAGGCCUGUAAAGCCAGGGUCGUCAGCCUGCCUCUGGUUGGGGCUGGUUUCUGUGGCUGUUGCCUUCCUUUGUACAGAGGCCCGGACCACUCCGAGCCCUCUGCUCAGCCCCAGCAAUGCCACCUGCACUGGAAACUCCAAGUGUAAUGAAGGGAUCAUCCUGCCCAUCUGGUAUCCCGAGGAUCCCUCCAUGGGAGACAAGAUUGCACGGGUCAUUGUGUAUUUUGUGGCAAUGAUCUACAUGUUUCUUGGAGUGUCCAUCAUUGCUGACCGCUUCAUGGCAGCCAUCGAGGUCAUCACCUCUCAGGAGAGGGAAAUUGUCAUCAAAAGGCCCAAUGGAGAAACAACCACCACCACGAUUCGGGUGUGGAAUGAAACAGUCUCAAACCUCACUCUCAUGGCCUUAGGCUCAUCUGCCCCUGAGAUUAUGCUCUCUGUAAUUGAGGUUUGUGGACAUGAUUUCAAAUCUGGUGAGCUUGGGCCUUCCACAAUUGUCGGCAGCGCAGCCUUCAAUAUGUUUGUUAUCAUUGGGCUGUGUGUGUCUGUCAUUCCCCAAGGAGAGGUACGCAAGGUCAAACACCUCCGAGUGUUCUUUGUCACUGCAGGCUGGAGCAUCUUCGCUUACAUCUGGCUCUACAUGAUUCUGGCUGUGUUUUCUCCCAACAUAGUCCAGGUCUGGGAGGGACUACUCACAUUAGCCUUCUUCCCCAUAUGCGUACUCCUUGCCUGGGUAGCGGACAGACGACUGCUCUUCUACAAAUUCAUGCACAAGAAGUACCGCACCGACAAGCACAGGGGUGUCAUCAUUGAGACGGAGACCGAACGCUCCAAGGGGAUUGAGAUGGAUGGCAAGAUGGUCAACUCUCACUUCAUGGAUGGAGGUGCGGCAAGCAAUCUUAUCGGUUUGAUCGAAAGCAAAGAGGUGGAUGAGUCCCGGCGUGACAUGAUCCGCAUCUUGAAAGAUCUGAAGCAGAAGCACCCAGAGAAAGAGAUGGACCAGCUGGUUGAGAUGGCCAACUACUAUGCUCUCUCCCACCAGCAAAAGAGCCGUGCCUUCUACCGCAUCCAAGCUACACGCAUGAUGACAGGCGCGGGAAAUAUCCUGAAGAAACAUGUCGCAGAGCAGGCGAAGAAGAGCACCAGCGUGCAGGAGGUGCAUGUGGAGGAGCCAGAGGAGUACGUGUCUCGAAUUGCGUUUGAGCCGGCGGUUUACCAGUGCCUCGAGAACUGUGGUGCUGCCACUCUGACCAUCACCAGAAAGGGUGGCGACAUCAACAAGACGAUCUACGUGGAUUACAAGACAGAGGACGGCUCGGCUAACGCUGGGGCUGACUACGAGUUCACUGAGGGCACGGUAGUGUUCAAACCAGGCGAGAUGUUCAAGGAGAUAAACAUUGGCAUCAUCGAUGACGACAUCUUUGAAGAGGACGAGCACUUUUUUGUGCGCCUCAGUAAUCUGCGUGUCCUAGAGACUGAGGACGAGGUGCUGUCCGCCAACAGUCUCCCGUACCCAAAGGCCAUGCUGGGCUUCCCCACUGUGGCCACUGUGACUAUUCUUGAUGACGAUCAUUCGGGCAUCUUCACCUUUGAGAGCAACUCGGCACACGUCAGUGAGAGCAUCGGUAUUAUGGAAGUGAAAGUGCUAAGGACUUCCGGAGCAAGGGGGACGGUCAUUGUGCCUUAUCGCACGGUGGAGGGACUCGCCAAAGGAGGAGGGGAGGACUUUGAAGACACUUACGGAGAGCUCGAGUUCAAAAAUGAUGAGACCUGCAAAGUUAUUCACGUGAAAAUUAUUGACGAUGAAGAGUAUGAGAAAAACAAGAACUUCUUCCUGGAGUUGGCCGAGCCUCGCAUGGUAGACAUGAGUCUGCAGAAAGAUGUACCAGACAGGAAGCUGACAUCAGACGAGGAGGAAGCCAGGCGGAUCGCAGAGAUGGGAAAGCCGGUGCUGGGGGAACACUCCAAGCUGGAAGUCAUUAUUGAGGAAUCAUACGAGUUUAAGAGCACAGUGGACAAGCUGAUCAAGAAGACCAACCUGGCGCUGGUGGUGGGAACGAACUCCUGGAGAGACCAGUUCAUGGAGGCCAUUACAGUCAGCGCAGAUGAGGACGAAGAGGACACGGGAGAAGAACGGCUGCCGUCCUGUUUCGACUAUGUCAUGCACUUCCUCACCGUCUUCUGGAAGGUCCUGUUUGCUUGCGUUCCUCCCACAGACUACCUGAACGGCUGGGCCUGUUUCAUCGUCUCCAUCGUCAUCAUCGGCCUGCUCACGGCCGUCAUCGGGGACCUGGCGUCUCACUUCGGCUGCACCAUUGGCCUCAAGGAUUCGGUCACUGCUGUGGUGUUUGUGGCGCUCGGUACAUCUGUCCCAGACACCUUUGCCAGUAAGGUAUCAGCAGUUCAGGACACCUACGCAGACGCUUCUAUCGGGAAUGUGACCGGAAGCAAUGCCGUCAACGUCUUCCUGGGAAUCGGCAUGGCCUGGUCAGUGGCGGCCAUCUACUGGCACAUGCAAGGGAAGCCGUUCGUGGUGGAAGCCGGAUCGCUGGCCUUUUCUGUCACUCUUUUCACCAUCUUCGCCUUCCUGGCCAUCUCAGUGCUGCUUUAUCGGCGCCGGGCCCACAUCGGAGGAGAACUGGGCGGGUCCCGGGGACACAGACUGGCCACGUCAGCCUUCUUUUUCAGCCUCUGGUUCCUUUACAUCCUCUUCUCCAGUCUGGAGGCAUACUGUCAUAUAGAGGGCUUCUAAACAGAAAAGACUUCGGCGUGAGAAAAUACACACUUACAGGGGUUUUAAGUACAACUUCAGAGGUAAAAGAGUGAAUUCUCAAUGUGGAAUUUGGGUCAGUCUUGUGCGGUAUGAAAGGACAGGAGAGGUAAACCCGGGGUUUUUCCCAGACGCCUCCCAUCCCUCUCCCUCUCUCUCUCCCUCCCUCAACCCCUUCUGUAAGGAUGCUUGGAGGUGUGUUUCCCGACCUCUAGUGCCGACAGGCCUGUUCGCCCGGCUACUGGAGAGGCGUCCUGAGCCUGCGCGAGUGUGCUUACAGUUGGGAUUGGGUUACCACCGAGUCCAGAAGAUGCCGAUUCCGGGGUGGUCCUGCAUUCCACUGGAAGAGACUGCAGUCUUAUAUCCGGAGAGAGUUGAGUUAAUCAGAGGUAUAUAUUUUUCUCAACAUCUGAUGAGAACGACUUUUUUUAAAAAGUAUUUUGGGGAUAAAAACGCAAAAAAUAAACAACACAAAAAAAACAAACAAACACGCAUUCACACACACACACACAAAAGAGGAAUAAAAGAACUAUUUUCUGAUCUACGUUGAGGAAUAACAAAAAGAUUAUAUCGUAAAUGGGAAUAUGUUGUUGCGUGACCGUGGGAUGGAUUCAUAGUAUUUAUUUUUAUUUGCAUAGUUUCCUAAGGAGCACUGCAGAGUUCUCAGAAAUCACACAAACAAGAAGAGGAAGAGGAGCAACAGUGACAGUUCAUACUGGCAGAUGAAUCACCAUUCAGACAGGCGAGGAGGAAGAGGUGGACACAAUGAACAUGGUCAAACUGCCCUGAACAUUACUUCCGUACUCUAUACGUAUCUAUAUAUAAUAUAUUUCCAUAUUUUCUGUAUAUUUUGAAUAUUCGUUUAAAUGUGGUCACCUUCUGCUCUAACAACAGAGGAUUGCUGUGGCUAAGCGGGAGGGGUGGGAGGGUGUCAAACUAUAUACUGGAACGAUGUCUUCACAUUUCUAAGAGUUAUGUAUCUUGCCUAGGUAAAAGUAUGACAUUGUAUUUUAUUUAUUUACUGAUAUCUUGGUCUCACUCGAGUUUUCACCUUUUCAAACUGAAAUCCGAAAAAAAGGAAGAAAAAAAAAACCAAUGUGUUGCUGCAGAGGUUAAUUCAGAGGUAUUUUUGUACUGUUCCUUCCAUGCACUUUGCUGUAUAGUUCUAUUUAUGGAGACUUCUUCUUCUACAUGUGCAAAAGGCCAAUAUUAAAGGUGUCACUGCGGACUGAACAGAGUGCCUGUGGAGGGAGAGGCGUUUGCUGCACACACCGACGAGCUCUUUGCUCAUCGGAACAACUGAAGAGUUUCUUCUUAAAGUGGUGCAUAAACUUUUUAAAAGCUGCGUUAAUAGAUUUAUGGCUUUCCUUGGGGGGCAGCAGAACAAACUGAAAAGGCAUCUGCCAUGUUUAUAACCUCACAGAAAGCAGAAAGUCCGGAUGUGACUAGCAGCUAGCUGGAGUUUUUUGUUUCUUCCAUACACGUGAUAUACACCAACAUUCUCUUAUAAUGUGAUUUUCCCAACUUUUUAGCUGUAAUUUCUGUCUUCUAAAAUCUACACUGCAAAAUAGAAAUAUUACAUUAAAUAAAUAGAAACUUAUCCUCCUUGUAUUUCAAAACUGAAUGAACAACAACGCAACAAACUGCUGGGAUACAGUGAUCUUCUUAGGAAGAAAUAGCUGAUUAACUAGCAUUAUUACCCAUUUUAUUGAUUUGGAGUCAGGUUUUCUCACUUACGUCACCUCAGCUCUCGUUAUAAAGCUGCUGGGGCGAAAGUGUUAGCGAACACUUGCUCAUUUAAACAUCCAGGAGACAUUAGCAACAUUAGCAUCCACUUAGAGUUGUGUUUUUGAAAGUGUGAUGAAAGUAAAACUAAUAUUUACUCUGUUUUGUAUUCUAACAACUCCUGAGACAUUUUUUUUAGCUGCUGAAGAAAUCCACUUUGCUCGCAAGCAAGAUGCUAACUUUGGUGCCAGACAGAUAGCAUACAGUGGA